AUGGAGGCUGAAAGUGCUUUAGAAAUGCAAGAGGAGCAAGGUACCGUACAAACAGAUAGAGGACAAGAUGGACCCCCCACAUCCAUGAAUCCAGGGAGCUUUGAAAACUAUUCACAAGUCAUCUUCCCAAACAUAAACAAUUCUUAUCCACCUAAAACUGAUAUUCUAUGCACCUUUCACAAAAGAAACAAAUUCAAGUCUGGCACCAAAGACUGGAUAGGAAUUUUUAAGGUUGGAUGGCAAAACACAAAAGAAUAUUACACAUGGGUUUCACUGUCAACAAGUGUGGAUAACCAAGUUUUAUUCAAAGCCUAUUAUCUGCCCAAGGAUGAUGAAGACUAUCAGUUCUGCUAUGUGGACCAGAAUGGAGAUGUUCGAGGAGUCAGUACCCCUUUCCAGUUUACAGUGAAUGAGGAUGAAAAUGAAAUUGUGAUGGUGACAACAAUGAAAGAAAAUCAGGAUAUGAAUGAGAUGCUCAAGACCCAAAAGGCUGAGUUACAGUCUGCUACAGAGAAGAUCACCACACUGGAGAAGGAAAAUAUGGAUUUACUAUGCCAAGUGAAGAGCGCUGAAGGGGAAAAAGAGAUGCUGACGAGAAAACAACUUGAAUUAGACAUGGAAGUGUAUAAAUUGCGGGAUUUCGAGAAAGAAUUAAAGCAAAAAUUUGAGGCUGAAAAUAAACAGUUGCAGGAUUUGCAAAUCAAAGUGAAGAACCUUGAAGAGGAAAAUGAGACAUGGCAUAGAAAGAACCUGGAAUCAGAGCUGCUACUGAAUAAAGUGCAGAAUUUAGAAAGAGAAUUAAAUCAAAAGAUCAAGGAUCUGGAAAACAUUAAGGCUGAAAAUAAACAGCUGCAGAGUGACAACGAAGCCAAGCAACAAGCAGUAGAGAACCUCAGUGAUCUUUUAGAUAACUGUAAAAAGAGGUCACCAAAAUGACAGCUAAACUUGAGGUGCAAACAGGUAUUUCAGAAUCAGACAAGAGACAGAAAGAGGAAUUUCAGCGUUCACUGGAGGUGGAGAAAAGCAAGGUACUGGACCUGGAGAGCAAUUUAACAAAGACUAGAACAAUGCUCAGAAGAGCAGAAGAUGAUGUAUCCAAAUUUCAACAGCAGCUGACUUUACAGCAGAAAGAAAAUGCAACUAAAGAUGAAGAAAUAAAAAAAAAUACAUUUAGAUAUUGCUCAUCUUCAAGGAAAUGAAACCAAGCUGAAAGACAAGUGUGAGGAACAUAUGCAGAUAAUAUCGAAUGAAAAGAAGGUGAAGGCCGACUUAGAACAAAUGCUGAACAGACAGAACAAGAAAUUGUUGGACUUGGAAAAUAAAAUAAAAGAGCUUAAAACAGACCUCAGAUCUGCUGAAGAGACCAGGACCAGCAUGGAACAGAAGCUGGCAGAGGAGCAGGAUGAAAACAGGAAAAAUAAAGAGCAUAUUAUGGUAUUACAGAGCACUGUUGAACUGAGAGAGGUAGAAAUUGCAGAUCUGAAUGAAAUAACUGAGAGAAAGCAAGCAGAAGUAGCUGAGCUGAACAGUCAACUUUUAAGGGAACGUUUUGCAGCCUCUGGUUCGUUUUCCCCCACCUCUCAGGCCCAUGGACUGGUCUAUGGGAAUCCAUAUCAAGAAUUUUCUCCAAGGAGCUUAACACAGAAUGAACCACUUGGGCACAGAUUGGAUCAAGAAGAGCUACAAAUACCGACAAUACAGGUUUGCCCAUAUUGUUCUGUAGAGUUCCAAGAUGGACAAGUGUAUGAGGAUCAUGUGAUGUGUCACAGUAUUGAAGAUGAUAACUAA
This is a messenger RNA of Staurois parvus, 1788 nucleotides long. NCBI's taxonomy places the organism in Eukaryota, Metazoa, Chordata, Amphibia, Anura, Ranidae. The record is from the annotation of a GenBank genome assembly.